AUAUCUACACAAAAUACAAAAUUAUUAUUAAUUACAAAAAAAAAAAAAGAAAAAACAAUUCUUCCUCCUACCGGGAUAGGAUAUUAUCCGAAAGAAGAACGAUGUUGCGUUUUAAGAGGAUAAAUCUUUCAUCAAUGUGUUAUCUAAAGGAGGAUUGAUAUUGAAGAAUCUGAACUGGUUUUUUUGUUUUUUGUUUUUUUUUUUUGAAUAACUCGGGCAAAUUUUACGUUGGCAAAGAAGAUAUAAAAACAAACAUUGCAAUUUUAUGAUUAAGAGUGUAACUUAGUGUCAAUUAUAAUAAAGGGAUAAGUGUGCAUAUGGGGGAAUGUAGAGGACGGUUAUAUUAGAAAGACAGUGACCUUGGUAAUCGACGAUAGUAAAAAAGAGAUAGAGAAAGAGAGAGAGAAAGUGAAAAAAAAAAAAAGAUAAAAUGAUUUACAAUCAGCAAAUCUUCUUUUGGAGGAUGAUACUUCUUUGUUUGUUUGUUCUCAUUCAAAUUGUACAAGGAGAAAUUAUUAAAGAUCCGACAUUAUGUAGUCGCACGAGAUGCAAGGUACCAUACGAACGGAAAUUUAAGUAUCAAGAAGGUGUCUCGUAUCAGUAUCAAUAUUCAGUUGAUGUAAGCACGAAUCUCGGUAAAGCUGGAACAUUACCAUCGAACGGAAUAGAAUCAAAAAAUGAAACAAAAUUAAACAUAGAUGCAUCGUUGAUCGUUUAUUUCACGUCACCAUGCGAGGGUGUAUUGAAAUUUCAAAAUGUUAGCUUAAGUCACGAUCGUAAUCGUUAUAAUGCCGAAUUUCCUGAUCGUGCUGGGGCAGAUUUCAAGGCCAGCUUGGAACGUUAUACAUUGAGAUUUGCUUUUGAUGAUGGUAGAAUAAACGAGGUCUGCCCGGACCGUCGUGAAACGGUUUGGGCAUUGAACUUGAAACGCGGUGUCCUUUCAAUGCUACAAAAUACUAUGAAAAGAUUCGACGUUGAUCAUCGCGUUGACGAACUCGAUGUUAAUGGCAUAUGUGAGACCAAUUACCGAUUAUAUGAAGCAAGAAAGACUCAAUUGAUUAUCAAAAGAACGAAGAACUUAGCCGACUGUCAAUUCAGUUCAAAACAUCUUUCAGUAAUGCAAUCUAACUAUUAUAAAAAUACCCGAUCAACUACGAAAACAUCUAAACGAUCUUUAUUGAAAUCUUCUACCGAAUGUGAAAUAACGAUCGAUCAUAACGUAUACGAUAGGGUUGUUUGUAAAGAUACUCAUCAACUUCGACCGUUAUCAAACGAUAACUCUGCAAGUGCUAGAACCGAAAGUAUCGCUAUACUUCAACUCGUAGAAGAAAGCAAAGAAGAAUUUUACGAGGAUGAAGAAUCGGAAGAAGGCGAUAAUGAAAAUACUAGCAAGGAUAUUGCUAUUAGAACAAAUUUACUUUACGAUCAUGAGAAGGUAUCUAAAACGAUACACGGAGAAUUAAGAACUUCUCGAGAUUUGUUAAAAAUUUUAUGUAGAAAUGGCGCUAAUUCUGAUGAAAUUCAACAUAGAUUUUCCGAAACGUUUAUAGCGUUCGUCCAAUCAGCUCGUCUUCUUGAUUAUCCUUAUUUAUCACAAUUGUUCGCUAGAGCAAAUAGUAUAUGUAAAACUGGCAAAAAACAAAUAGUCGAUGCAUUACCAUAUAUGGGAAGCAAUGCUGCAGUUAACGUUAUGAAGGAUUUAAUAAUAAAAAAAUAUGUCAAUGAAGAAACCACAGCUAAUUGGAUCACGAUAUUUGGUUUAAUACCAAGACCAAAUUAUGGAACUGUACGAGCACUUGCACCACUCUUAGAUUUUCAACAUCAAAUGCCUAACACACAAUUUAUCUUAAGUUAUUCAUCCGUUAUUCAUACGUUUUGUAAAUCAACUAAUAUAGAUUGUACUCAUCUAGAAGAUAUUACCAAAUUUAUGUCUUAUCUCAAACAAAAAAUCAAUAAGGGUUGUGCUCUUCGUUAUCAUCCGUUAGCAGAAGUUAAAGAAACAUUGGAAGCUUUGAAAGCUAUUGAAAAUAUGGGAUUGGAAACUGACGAUUUGUCGGACAAAUUAAAAGUUUGUAUAGACAAUGCAGGUGGUUUUGUAACGAUGGAAGUACGUGUUGCAGCAAUAAAUGCACAUCGUAGAUUACCUUCCUGUGAAUUAACUCGGGAUCGUUACUUAUUAAAUUAUUAUCGUAAUUUUACACUUGAUUCUGAAUUACGUAUAGCAUCGUAUUUACAAAUAAUGCGUUGUCCUGAUUACAACGUCAUAAAGACGAUCAAACAUACUCUUAAAGUUGAAGAAGUUAAUCAAGUUGGAUCCUUCGUAUGGAGUCAUUUAACAAAUCUUUAUAGUUCAUCGUCACCAACUCGAAUUGAAAUACAAAGUCUUUUAACCGACAGAGAUUUUGGUAAUAAAUUUAACAGCGACAUUAGAAAAUUUUCACGUAAUUACGAAGGUUCAUUCUUUUCCGAGGAAUAUAAUUUUGGUGCAAAUCAUCAAAGUAAUUUAAUAUUUUCACCAAAAUCGUAUAUACCACGUACCGCAAGUUUCAACAUGACCAUAGAUUUAUUAGGCGAGUCUGUUAAUUUAUUCGAAGUUUCGAUGAGAAUGGAGGGUCUUGAAUAUUACGCAGAAAAUUUGUUUGGCCCGGACGGACCUUACAGCAAUGAAAAAGUAUCUAAUCAUUUUAAAAAUUUGAUAAGGAAUUUUAGGUCCGUGCCGGAAAGGGAGGAUCAAUGGUCGCAAGUUAAAAGAUUACCUAAUAUCAUUGAUAAUAAUUUCAACGAUCCCAAAAUCAGUUUUGGGUAUAAGAUUUUUGGAAAUGAAUUAAAAUAUACGAUGUUAAAUGGUGACAAAGAAAUCAAAGAUGCUUUAGCUAGUUUAAAUCCAUGGGAAAAAGUAAGAAAGAUUUUAUCAGGCCAAGAAAUAUAUUACGAUAACACAGUGAUGUUCCUUGAUUCUACAUAUGUAGUACCAACAACGUCUGGUUUACCCAUACGUUUAGAUCUUGCUGGUUCGGCAGCUUGUAAAUUUAAAUUGGCUGGCUUUUUAAACAUCAGUCGUACGACGAAUACCAAAUUAGAACUUAUAGGUAAUUUUACUCCCAGCGUAAGCGUCGACAUCGUGGGCACUAUGAUGGUAGAUGCAUUUUAUAAAAAUGCUGGAAUUAAAUUACGUACGAAUAUUUAUUCGUCCGGUGCCGUACAAAUGCAUUUUAAUUUAGACGGAAUGCGUUUGGUACAAUUGAAUCUUGGUUUACCAAACAAUAAAAUAGAAAUUUUCUCAAUCAUUACCCACGUGUUCUGGGUAGAAACUAAUGGAGCAGAAAGUGAAGAAACACAAUUAGGUAUUUUAAAAACCGAUAGACAAUCAGCUUCAUCGAAAGAAUUAAUGUUACCUGAAAGAGUUAUUAGCAAUACUACGUGCACUUGGCAAACACUUGAUCGACUUAUCGGUCUGAAAAUGUGUGUUGAUUAUCAAUUUCCUAAUGUAACGAAUGAUCCUAAUGCACCAUAUUUCCUUUUGAAUGGACCAACCCUUUUUAAAGUUUCGGUAAUCAAAGCUGAUCCCACUGCUAAAAGUUAUUUGUUAGAAUACAAAUGGGUACGAACGGAGAAACAAAGCGUAUUCAAAAUGGCAUUUGAUACACCUGAAUCACAUAUGAAAAGAGAAUUGAGUGCUACUGUAUCGUUCGAUUUAAAAAAUCAUAAUGUAACUGUUGUAUUACACUCGGUUGGAAAUUCUUUAAUUGCAAAAGGUACGUAUAAGAGAACGGAAAAUGAAACAUUUAUAGAAAUAGGUUUCGAUGUAAAUGGAACUAAACAUUUGGAUGCUAGCAUUGGAUAUACAACACAAAAAUUCACUUAUGGUUACAUCUAUAAUCCUAAAUUCUAUUUGGAUAUCAAUAGUGAACGAGUAGCAGCUGUAUCAGGUGAAAUAAGAAACACACAGAAAAAUAAUUUGUCUCAAUGUGAAAUCGAAUUAAUAUUCCAAACGAAAAAAGUUUGGAGCAAAUUGGUUGGGUAUAUUGUUAAGAGAAACGUUAGUUUAGAUGGUGAUUUUCAAUUGAAUUAUCAACUUCAAAAAAUGCCAAAGAAAGAGACGUUGCAUUUAGAAAUUAUGUUGUCCAAUCGAUCCACGAAAACUUUGGCACACAAAUCGGCUAAUUUGAAAUUACAUUCUACCGCAUAUCCACAAUUGAAUACGGUGAUAACAGCGUGGUAUCAACAAGCCUUAGGACAUUUAGAAUUACAUGCUGAAGUUAAUUCAAGUCCACAUCUUCAAGAUGAAAGACAUAAACUUGUUGCACAACUCAUAAUAUCUUAUUCAAGAAUGUAUUUUCAAAAUCAAGGAACUAAAGUCAGUGCAUUAAUUGCUAUUACAAAACCAAUACAACAUCUUGAUAUUAAAGUAGGAGUAAAUCAUUACUCAUCUGGUAUAGAAUCUAAGACUAGUUUUCUUAUUGGAUAUGCACCAGAGAAAGAAAUUACUUUGAUGGUGAGAACAAAAAUGCCACGUGGUUUGUUGUUUGCAAUAGAAGGUAGAGUUAUUCUGACGAUUCCUAAUUUCAAUUCAACUGUUAUCAACGUUCGAAUAACAGAAAGAUCAAAACGAGAAUAUGAAUUGGAUUUCUCUGGAACUUGGUUUUCCGGUCAUUUUCUAACUGCACUUGGAAUGUAUAUAGAUAGAUCAAGCCCAGCAUCGAUAAGUCAUAAUUUAAAACUUAUAUUAAAAUCAUCAAGUUUUGCCAAUGAUAUUAUUAUUAAUUCUAAACUGUAUCAGAAUACAAAUGAUCUGGAAAUUAGUAUUUAUGUGGAACAACAAGAUAUGGAUAAAUAUGCAUUUAUUUUGAAUCAUACGGUGUUAUCGAUCAGACAAUUCACAACUUACAUCGAAGGUAGAUAUAAAAGUAACGUGUAUUCAAUUUUGAAUAAUGUUGAUACAGAAAAAGAGAUCAAAGUAGAAAUUCAUCUUGACAAAUGGCGAGAUGUACAUUUAACAUUAACCGGUAUCAAUGAAGAGGAUAAAAAAGAAUAUAGUAUCGAAUUAAAAUGGGAUGCCAACAGAGAUCCUGCAUCAAAAUUCACAUCGGGUUUGUUAUUGGAUAAAUAUUAUGAACCAUCAUCAUCGCUCGAUAAUUUACCCGAACAAAAAUUAGAAGCCAAAGUAUAUUUGAGUUAUCCUGGUAGAUCAAUUAACAGUUAUUGUUCGUUAAUUAUAAAAGAUUCAUAUAAUUAUAAAAUAAAUGGAAUAAUUCAAUGGAAUCCAGACAAAACGAUUUUGCUAGACAUAGAUUUUGAUUAUUUCACUCAGAAAGGGGUAAAAUCAUUUAAAUUUAAAUCCCAAUUAUCAAGUCCUUUUGAUCAAUGGAAGAAAACCGCGUUGGAAGCUAAUUAUUUUCAAAUACAGAAAAAAGUAGUAACAAGCGGUAGUGUUCAUUGGAAUGAUACUCAAUACAUUAUGGGAAAUUUUGAAUUAUACGAAAGAGAAAUUCACACUGAUGCAACCGAAUGGUUAUGCAAUUUCGGCUUAAGUAGUACGAUUCAUCCUUUCAAUUGGUUAACGGCUAACAUUACGCACCUGAUUUUGUCUUCAAACCAAAUGCGUGAUCUAAUAAUAAUAAAAUACCAUCCGCAGAAAAAAAUUGAUAUAAUAAGUGAUUGGAUCUUGGAUGCAAAAUCCUGGAACUCAUUUGAUUUGACUGGAUCAAUACUCGUUAAUUCACCCUUGAUUAAUUAUAAUAGAUGCGAAAUAAAAUCUCAAUUACAUGUAAAGCCCAAUCGUACCUUAUCAGGUUUAAUUACUAUGGAUUUUGAUCAACGAAAUUACGCUGGAUCAUUGACCGGAGAUUUUCAUCGACUAAAAGAAUCAUAUUUGAAAUUUCUUUUAACAACACCGAUAGAAAAAUAUUCUAAAAUUACUGCGAACUUUGGUUUGUCAGAAAGUCAGAGACACGUAGUUGCUGAAAUCAGUAUUCCAAAUGGUACUUUGGGUUUUGAAGCUAUCUGUCAAUUAUUUACAUCAUCUUACGAUUUCAACGUACUGUUAUCAAUUAAUACACCAAUAGAUAUUCUUCAAAGAUCGUUAUUUGUUGCUAAACUUAACAAAGAAGAAGCUGAUUUUAGAGUUGCAUAUAACAAUAUGACAGCUGGAUUUAUGGGUGCUUGGUGUUACAAAAAUAUUACUGACUUUAAUUAUUCGUAUAAAUUGUUCACACCAUUAUACGGUCUUCAGGAAAGUGGUGUUACUGCUAAAUUGAAACUACUUUAUCCAGAAUUAAAUGAAACUCAACAAACAAGUUUUCUAUUGGAUACAGAAUUCUCAAUUAAUUUAGCAGAAGUUAAACUUGGAUUAUUUGCUAAUGUUAGACCUAAACAAUCUCCGUAUGAUAUUUCUACCAAAAUGGACACUAAAAUCAAUUCAAAUAGUGAUGAAGAUGAUGAAUAUGAAGAAGAUAUACAACCUUAUCAAGGCCAAUUUACAGUAUGGCCAGUUAUAGUGGAGCCUGUAAAAUUACAAAUAGACUUUGAUCUAUAUGGUAGAGAUAUAUAUUCAGUGCAGGGUUUUUUGAUCAUUCCACCGGGACAGAUUACCUUCAAAGAUAUAUUCAUCUUAGACGAUAUGUUUUAUUUUAAAAAUGAUCUACAUAUAAAAACUCCUUUUAAUGCAGCUCCAGAAAUCUUCUCGACGUAUAUUCUUAGAGUAAACAUGGAAACAUCAGUGCAUUUAAUGUUGAUGAACUUUAAUAUUCAUUAUAAUAAAACAUCAUCGAUAACGAACGAAAUAAUGGUAAAUUAUACAUAUAACGAAGAUGAAUAUGAUUGGAAGUCGCAUAUGUUAAAGUGUAAUAUAGAGACAGGAUUAGAAUUCUUUAAAAAGAUGGAUAUAAAAGCAACAGUUAAUACAAAUAUAAAUUCGUACAAAUCUACUAUUAAUCUUCGUACAGAAAAUAGUGUCAUUGAUUUCUUAGGAUAUUUUGAGGCAAAAGAUUUAUUUUUGGAUACAUCGUUCAUCCUUCGUGUUGUUAGUCCAGCAUUGGUAAUACCAAAAACUAAAAUAAUACUUAAGAAAAAUUUCAUAAACAAAGAAAAACAAUUUGAAUUUAGUACUGAGAUAGAUGAACCUAUAGGAAGAUCAUCAAAGGUGAUAGCAAUUUGGCAAGUGGAAGAUAAAAAUUACAAAAAAGUAUUCGUAUUGUUAGAAACUUGGAUCGAAUUGUUAAAAACAUUGAAAUUCGAUGCAUUGUACAUUAAUGAAAAAGAUGUAUUACAGAUGAAUGUUACUUUGACGCACAAUAUCAAUCAAGAAUAUCAAUUUAUUAGUAGUUACAAUGACGAUAUUGUCAAAAGUGAUAUAUACACACCUUUAAUUUCUCAAAAACAUUUACAUUUUGAUGGUCAUGUGUCAAAAGUAAACAAUAGUUUAUACAUCUUAGAAGGAAAAUUGACAAAUCUUGAAGAUUCCAAAGUAUACAACGUUUUGAUGAAUACGUUCGUGGAAAGGGAUACAUUGACAGGCUUUAAUCUAAAUUUACGACCACAAGAAAAUACCACUGGCAUUAAUGAUAUUAAUUUAAUAUUAACAUGUAAAACGUACGAAUUGCAAUUUAUUGCCAAUGGUAGAUAUUUCAAUGCUUCAAUAGGUAUGAAUUUAAUUAACACAUUGAAUUGGGAUAUUAGAGCACAUGGUUAUGAUAAAAUAAAUAAUACUAAAUACGAAUUGACAACAUUCAUGAACGUACAAGUUAAUGGUAAUACGACAUUAUACGUACAUGGUUCUACACCAUUGAAAGAAAUAGAAAGUUUGACGUUAGAUGGAAAUAUAUUUUUGACAAAUAACAGUGGUGACGUUAAAAUUAAUCAUCAUUUAAACGACGAUCAUUAUUAUGCUGCAUUGCAAUGGAAAUUAUUAUAUAUGUUAGAUAUGUUUGGAAAAGUCAUAGCUGGAUAUGAAAUCAAUGGUCACGAUACCAAAGACUUAAAUGCAAAAAUAUUCUUCAAAAAUCCCGACAAAUCAUUUCGCAAUUUCGAUAUUGGAUUUGACGUUGACAUCGAUCACGAUAAAUGGAAAUUUGGUAGCAAUGCUAGCAUUGGUUUUCGUAAUCAUGAAAAUAUUGAUGCAGUAUUCGCUUUAAGAUUUCCACCACCGAAUAAUGACGAUCAUCGUUUCUUGUUCAGUUAUCAUGCUAAUAAAGGUAUUCAAGAUAUGUCCUACGUAAUAGGAUACAAUACUGUUCGUGGCAAGACCAAUUAUGCAUCUGACGGUUCGAUACGAGUGGCAGCUCAAGACAUUGAUGGACAUUUACGUUUAACAUGGGGAAUGUUACCUAAUCAAACAGCUAACAAUUUGUUCAAUAUUACAUUCGAAAAGAAAGAAAUUGAAUUGAAAUAUUCUCUCUUUACACCGAAAUAUUUACAAGAAGAAACCCUUGUACUUUUGUUUAAUUACGAUGGCAAUUCGGAUCGAUAUAAUUUAAUCGACGUUAAUUUGUUUUUACCUGCGAGAAAGCGUGUUGGUACGGCAAAAAUAUCUUUUGAAAGUUUGACGAAUGUCAAUGGUACUAUCAAUGCCACCACACCGAUACCAAAUCUUUCCUACGUUGGUUGCAACUUCGUCGUUCUUACGACUUUAAAACAAAAUAAGAGAUAUAUCGAAUUUUUCUGGCCAAAUAAUACUGCUAUUUUGAAUUCAGAUUAUACUUAUCAAAGUGUUAAACUUGAUUCAACUUUGGAUGGAAUCUUUCAAUUAGAAAUUCCUUUGACUACACGUCAUGCUGUUCAUUUGACUUAUGGUUACAAGAAACGUCCUCAGAUUACAAAUGGAUAUUCCACGUUGAUGUACAAUCAACAAAAAAUAAUCCACGCGGAUUAUAAUUCAAAGAGUCAAUCUAGAGCAGGAUUUGAAAAGGAUAAUAUUCAGAUAAAUAUAGAGAAUACAUUUAAACCGAUAGGUAUUAUUUAUGUAAAUCAAUACGAAUAUAGUGGAGGAAAUGAAGGAACAAAUUAUCCAACUGUCGAGAUCAAACAUGUUAACGUUUAUCAAUUAAACAACGUUUCGGCAUUUAAUAUUUCCGGUGAAUCUAGAAUUAAAACUACUCACACUGGUCAGGAUAUACAUUUAAAAGCCAUGCACUUGAAUCAUACGAUUCAAUUAAUGACCAAUUAUAAGAUUUUAUCGGGAGAAUUCGAUCAAUACACUUGGUUAAGUUUAGCCAAGGAUGCCUGGAUAUCGUAUCACGUCAACAUUUUAAAUAAAACUACCGAAGAAAUGGACAAUCAAUUUAUAAUUCUAGAUUUGGCAUAUCCCCGUAGAAAUUUUACGUUAGACGGCUCUUACAAAAUUACCAGCGAUGAGAUCAAUUCCGAAGCUAAAUUAGAAUGGGAUCGAGAUAAGGAACGAACACGUACGAUAGGUGUUGCUUUUGAUUGGAGAAAUAUCACAUCUAACAAAAUGCUUUCACAUCAAGAAACUGUUUUAAGAUUUAGACAUCCUAGUUUUGCCAAAGAUGUAACUUUCAAGGGUGAACUUUCGAAAAAAGAUAUUAGAGAUUUAUUGAAUCUAGCAUUUGUCGUAGAUUAUUCUUUAAAUCCGGAUAAAUUAUUGGAAUUUGCUGUAAUGGUAAAAGAUGAGAGUGAAUUACCAAACGAUAGAAAAUACGUUUAUAGUAUAUCAGGGAAACAUCCAAAGACUGAAUUAGAUCUCAAUGUAGAAGGUUUCUUUUACAAACACAAAUACGUUUACGUUGAAACGGAAAAUCAUGGUAAAUAUAAACGUAGUUUUCUACCGGAAGAAACAGGACAAUUAAGUGGUCGUCUUAACAUCGAACAAAACGAAGUACUAUUUCGUCGUGAAAAUAACGAUGAUGUUAAAUAUUUCCAAGUUAGAUAUUAUCCUAAGUAUCCGGAAUAUAUUAUCAAUGGUAGUAUCAUAAAUACACCUGAUCUCAAUGCUACAGGAUUUUUCUUCCUUGAUCCAGAAGAUAAAUUUACUUGGAUGAUGGUCAAUUAUACACCUGAUGCUGUACAAAGUUUAAGAAUGUAUGGAAAAAUACCGGAUGCUAGAAAUGCUGUUUUUGAUAUAUGGAGAACUUACGAUGACGAUUUCAAUGUGUACGAUGUUACCUUUUAUUUGAAAUUAAAUCAUUCGAGGCUACUUACUUCAACUUUAAAAUGGAGGCCCGAACUUAAAAGUGAUAUUACGAACACUAUAAAAACUACAUUCUCAGAAAUGUACGAAAAUAUUUAUAAAGAUAUCGAUUAUUGGAAACAAUACAUUAAAAGUGAAAGUAUAAGUGUUGUUAAUCAAGUUUGGGAAGAUUCUCAAGAAGAACUUCAAGAAUUUCUUGACGAUUGGAACAAUUUGAAACAACUCGAGACGGAUUUCGAAGAUUUGAAAGUAUACCUCAACGAAUCGUACAAUACUAAUGAAUUUUAUAUAAAAGAUAUCGUUACUUUUGCUGGAUAUAUCAUUGACGAAUUAUCAUUACGCAGUCAAUUAAAAUCAUUGCCAAAUAUUUUUAAUGAAAUUUGGGAAAUAAUGGGUGAAUCUGGCGAAGCUAUUAGAAAUUCUUUACUAUGGAUUAUUGAAACAAUGAAAAAAGCAUAUAACAAAAUUAUCGAAAUAAUUGGUACCAUACUUAGAGGUGAUUCAUUUGCACGAGUGGCAGAUAUUGUUGAAAAAUUAAUCGAAAAAUAUGACAUGAUUAUAAAAGAUAUUCACGUGUCGUUCAUAAGAUACGUUGAAAAUCUAUGGGAUAAUAUAUCGAGGACGAUUUCUCAACAGUGGUACAAAUUCUUGAAAAAUGUAGAACCGUUAUUCAUUCAGUUAUUGCAUUAUCUUGAAACUAUGGUCUGGAAAGUUAGCAAAGAGGUCGUUGACUUUCUUUACAAUCGCAAAAACGAGAUCAUUUCAUCGCCAUAUUUCGAUAGAUUUUCUAACUUAACACAAGACAUUGAUAAAUUUUACAAAGAUAUCAAAGGAAAUGAUAUAAUUACUAACAUAGAAAAAUAUUCCGGUUUGGUGAUACAAUUUUUAAAAGAACGUUAUUUCGCUUUUGUACCUUUUGGUAAAGAAUUGAAGGACGUUAUCGAUGAAAUUAUAGUUGAAUUAAAAGAAUUGAAAAAAUUACCAUCAGUUCAUUAUGCAUUAGAUAAAAUGCAACAAGUAUACGAUAAAGUUAAUUACUUUUACAAUUAUUUUGAAAUUCGAGUUAAAAUAGAAAAUGUUAUUAGAUUUGCUCAUGCCAAGUUGAUCGAUAUAAGCCAAUCAGCUUUACAAGCUGAAAGUCGUUACAGGGAAGCCAAGACAAAGUUUAUCUUUGAUCCGAAUCAAGGGUUAAUGUGUCUCGAACAAAAACUUCCUAUGUCUUGGCAUGCUUUCAAUCAAACACCUGAAUUCCAUGAGAUUUCAGAAUACAGAAUGAUCACUGAUAUGGGAUCUUAUUUUGUAACAUCUAAUACUACAUUCUGGAGUCUUUAUUAUCACUAUAAACCAUAUACCGAACCUUCGAAUUGGUUACCACCGUUUAAAGCACAAGCAAUGAUAAUCGGAUCGCGACACUUCAAGACCUUCGAUGGAUUACAUUUUGAUCUAUUUGGUUCUUGCACUUAUCUACUUGCUCAUGAUUUCGUUAAAAAUACCUUUGCCAUUCUUAUUAAAUACAAUCAAGAAUCCGACAAACUGACUCAUAGUAUCAUCGUAUUGAUUGGCAAAAAUGAAAUAGAGAUCGAUAUUUUCAACAAUGUGGUAAGAUUGAAUUCAAAUGCAUCGUUGGAGUCAAAGAGUAAUCUUCCUCUUCCGAUAGAAUUAGACAAUGGUACGACGUAUGUGUAUCAACAAGAAAACAUAGUAACGAUUGAACGUAAAAAAGAUCAAUUACGAUUAGAAUGUAAUCUUAAAUUUGACUUGUGUACGUUGGAAUUAUCUGGAUGGUAUUACGGAAAAACAGCAGGUCUUCUUGGUACGAUGAAUAAUGAAAAGAUAGACGAUUCAAUUAUGUCAUCAGGUAUAAUAACUAAAGAUAUAAAUCGUUUUGCACAAAGUUGGUCUACUGAAAAUAGUUGCAAGAAAAAAGUAUAUUCUCCGAAAAAGAAUGAAGAUACAAACGAACGUGUAACAUCAUUUUGUAAAGAAAUUUUUGUCAAUCAAACUUCGGAAUUUAGUUCGUGUUUUGCUAUUCUCGAUCCGAAAGAAUACGCUAUAAUGUGUUUGAGUAGUACUACACAAUCCGAGGCAUGUACAAUUGUCAUAGCGUAUAUGCAAGUAUGCGUUUUUCACAACACGUAUUUGAGAAUUCCCGAUAGAUGUACGACUUGUACUAUGAUAAACAAUACUCAAAUAGCCGAAGGUGAAUUUAAAAAAUUAGAAGGAGAUACUGUACCAAAAUCAACGGACAUAGUUUUUAUUGUAGAAGCAAAAGAAUGUAAUCGUAAUAUCAGACAAAAUCGUAGUAUCGAACAACUUGUAAAUCAAUUGAACAAAGAACUCAAAGACAAAGGAUUAACUUCUAAUCAUUGGUCACUCGUUACUUUUGGUGGUCGUGGAGUUUACGAUCAACCAAGGAACGUUAUCCUUGAUGGACAAGUUUUUACUAAAAAUGUAAUGCGUUUUAUCGAUUAUUUUGAUCACAUACCAGUUAGUGAUGGUAAUCAAGAUAUAUUCGCGGCUAUUGGUUUUGCUUCGCAAUUAGUAUUUAGAGCUGGAGUUUCAAAAACUUUCAUCUUGUUACCAUGUUCCCAUUGUGAACCGGAAAAUCAAACGUUGGAUUACGCUGUAGUACAUCAAGUAUUGCUAGAACACGAUAUUGUAUUACAUAUAUUGAUGGAUGGUGAUUUUGAAUUUGAAAAAGAAAAACUUAAUAAAAUCUUUUAUGGAUUCGAUGCUAGUAAAUUGUAUACAAAAAAAGAUUCGAGAAUUUUUACAGGCGAUACAGAUUUAAGGAAGCAAGUGAAAUCGAUGAAAAAUGUCUUAGGAUAUUGUACACCACUUUCUUUAGAGACUAAUGGAACAAUAUUCAGUGGAGAUAAAUUACGUUUUGAUAAGCUCGUUUCGAUCAAAAAGUUUGUUACUGUAUUUUCUAAAAGAAUAGCACUAACUGCCAUUCCACGGUCAUGUCAACACUGCGAAUGUACGGCCGAUAAUAAUGGAAUUACCAAAACGGAAUGUAUGCCUUGUGUUUUUCCAACACCUGUUACAGUUGAUUACGAAACAUUUAACUUUAAUGAGACACUGUCAGCUAUGCAACCGUUUGAUUUAGAUUACGGUCAAAUAGAUGUAGAAGAUGAUUGAAAAAAUGUGAAGUGAAAAUGAAUAUAAGUUAAGUAAAACUUAUUCUUUAAAUAAUAUGAGAUAGUUGUCAUUUUGUAUGUAAUU
Polistes dominula (European paper wasp) is the source of this 13369-nucleotide messenger RNA. It is a transcript of the gene Apoltp, whose product is annotated as Apolipoprotein lipid transfer particle. The record is from RefSeq and is a predicted model, not a curated record. Gene Ontology annotation, biological process: lipid transport. Lineage: Eukaryota; Metazoa; Arthropoda; Insecta; Hymenoptera; Vespidae. Gene Ontology annotation, molecular function: lipid carrier activity.